Messenger RNA from Cucumis sativus (cucumber), 4182 nucleotides. RefSeq names its product pumilio homolog 1. Gene Ontology annotation, molecular function: mRNA binding. Gene Ontology annotation, cellular component: cytoplasm. The transcript is spliced from 9 exons. Gene Ontology annotation, biological process: post-transcriptional regulation of gene expression. NCBI's taxonomy places the organism in Eukaryota, Viridiplantae, Streptophyta, Magnoliopsida, Cucurbitales, Cucurbitaceae. Bases 533 to 3664 code for a protein of 1043 amino acids. The record is from RefSeq and is a predicted model, not a curated record.
CUUCAAAUGGAAUAAAACCCUAAAAGGGUUCUCGUUUGUAGCAAUCGCCGCCGGAUUGAUCUCAGCUGUCUCCGUCUUUGUUCUCUAUUAUCUCAAUCCUUCUUCUUGAUCUCAUUUCAGCUCUGGGAAUCUUUUUUUUUUUUUCCUUUUCGAUUCUUCACCUUUUUUUUUUCCUAUCAACUUCUUACAACUUAGAAUUUGUUAUAUUUUUUCUGUUACUGCUGUCCUUAUUACAUGAUUAUGUUAGAGAAUUUUGUGUGUUUUGAGAGAAUUUAGGUUGUAGUGAAAACAUUAAUGUUUUUUUGUAACAUUUUUUUUUUCUUGGGGGUGCGAAUUGAUGGUUAGGUUGUAAAGUUUUGAGAUAGGGAAUUGGUGCAACGAAAAGAAAUUUUGGUUUUGAUCAGUUUAGGAUACUUCUUUUAGCUGUAAAUAGUUGUUUCUGCAAUUUUUUUGUUUUUGUUUUUGGGGUUUUUUUUUCUUUUAGGGUUGUGCUGAGGGUAGUGAUCAGAUUAGAGGUGGAAGGGUUAGACCGAUGUUUGGUGGAAACGAAGGAUCGUUUGGUGAUGAAUUAGAGACGGAGAUAGGGUUAUUACUUCGUGAACAGCGUCGGCAAGAGGCUGAUGAUCGUGAACGCGAGCUGAAUUUGUAUAGAAGUGGAUCAGCUCCGCCGACUGUUGAAGGCUCUUUGAGUGCGGUGGGUGGUUUGGUUGGUGGGAUUGCUGGUUCUGCUAAUGCUUUUGCGGAAAUAACUGGUUCUAAGAAUGGGAAUGGUUUUGUAUCAGAAGAGCAGCUUAGGUCUGAUCCAGCUUACUUGUCAUACUAUUACUCAAAUGUGAAUCUUAAUCCUCGGCUUCCACCUCCGUUGAUUUCGAAGGAGGAUUGGAAGUCUGCGCAGAGGUUGAAAGGGGCAAAUUUGGGGUUGGGAGGGAUUGGAGAUACGAGGCGAUCGAAUGUUGGACCUGAUAACAUCAACAGAUCCUUGUUUUCUAUGCCUCCUGGGUUUAAUGCUAGGAAACAAGCAACUGAGGUUGAGUUGGACAAAGGGCGUGGUGCGGCUGAGUGGGGUGGCGACGGUUUGAUUGGUUUACCUGGUUUAGGACUUGGAACCAAACAGAAGAGUCUAGCUGAAAUCUUUCAGGAUGACAUGGGACGCACGACUCCUGUUACUGGGCUGCCAUCCCGUCCGGCCAGCCGCAAUGCCUUUGACGAUAACGUCGAGACUAUGGGUGCUACCGAUGAGCUGGCCAAUUUGCGCCAUGAUUUAAUGAUUUCUGAAGUUAUGCGAACGGGUGCAAAUGGUCAGAGCUCCUCUGCUGGUCAAAGUAUUGGAGCACCUUCUUCGUACACUUAUGCAGCUGCUGUGGGUGCUUCAUUGUCAAGAAGCAACACACCUGAUCCUCAGCUUGUUGCAAGGGCUCCCAGUCCUUGUCUCACUCCUAUUGGAGGUGGGAGAGUUGGAGCUUCUGAGAAAAGGAACAUUGCAAGCCCAAAUUCAUUUAAUGGAGUUUCAUCUGGAAUCAACGAGUCUUCAGAUUUGGUUUCAGCUUUAUCUGGUAUGAACUUGUCACCGGAUGACACCAUAAAUGAAGAAGGGCAUUUGCUAUCUCAAAUCAAACAAGAUAGUAAUAACCAACAGGGCUAUGCAUAUGGCUUGCAAGGUGGUCAGAAUCAUAUUAAGCAACAGUCAUUUGCUAAGAAGACUGAGUCUGGAGGUCAACCCAGAUCUUCAUUCUCGGACUUAAAUGACAACAAUGGUGGGGGACCCAACUCCUCCAGAGACAGACAUGCUGAACUCAAACAGUCUUCUGUUCCUUCUGCGAACUCGUACUUGAAAGGUGGUUCACAUGCUUCAUCUCAUAACAACGGAGCUCAGUAUCAGCAUGUCGACGGCACAAAUUUGACUUAUCAGAACUUUGGCCUGAGUGGAUAUUCAAUUAGUCCACCUUUGGCAUCUAUGAUGCCUGGUCAACUUGGCUCUGGUAAUUUACCAACAUUGUUUGAAAAUGUUGCCUCAGCUUCAGCUUUGGGAGCCUCUGGUUUGGAGUCACGAGUUCUUGGUGGAAGUUUAGCUUCUGCAACUAACUUGACUUCUUCUGCUCCGGAUUCACAUAUUCUUGGUAAACUAGGUGGUCAAAUGUCUGGUAAUGCUCUUCAGGCAUCCUUUGUAGAUCCCAUUUAUCUUCAAUACUUGAGGACAUCUGAAUAUGCAGCACAACUGGGUGCUUUAAAUGAUCCUUCUCUUGAUAGAAAUUAUCUGGGCAAUUCAUAUAUGAAUCAGCUAGAACUGCAGAAGGCUUACGUGGGGGCCCUUCUAUCACCUCCAAAAUCGCAAUAUAAUGUCCCAUUCAGUGGUAAAUCUGGUGUUUCAAAUCAUCAUGGUUAUUUCGGAAAUCCAGCUUUUGGAGUUCAUAUGUCAUAUCCUGGAAGUCCUAUGGCUAGUCCUGUCCUUUCUAACUCACCUGUAGGACCUGGUAGUCCUAUCAGGCAUAAUGAUCUCCAUCUGCGCUAUCCUUCGGCUGCAAGGAACUUAGGUGGUGUUAUGAGUCCUUGGCAUCUGGAUGUUGGAAAUAUUAACGAAAGCUUUUCAUCUUCUUUACUAGAGGAGUUCAAAAGCAAUAAGACAAAAUGUUUUGAACUUUCUGAAAUUGCGGGUCAUGUGUUUGAAUUCAGUGGGGAUCAAUAUGGGAGCCGAUUCAUUCAGCAAAAACUUGAAACAGCUACUGCUGAUGAAAAAAAUAUGAUUUAUCAGGAAAUUAUGCCGCAAGCUCUUGCUCUGAUGACGGAUGUCUUUGGAAAUUAUGUGAUUCAAAAGUUCUUUGAGCAUGGACUUGCAGCACAGCGAAGAGAAUUGGCCAAUAAGCUUUUUGGUCAUGUACUUACACUGAGUCUUCAGAUGUAUGGUUGUCGAGUGAUCCAGAAGGCAAUUGAAGUAGUAGAUCUGGACCAAAAGAUUAAAAUGGUCGGAGAGCUUGAUGGGCAUGUCAUGCGCUGUGUACGGGAUCAGAAUGGGAAUCAUGUUAUACAAAAGUGUAUAGAAUGUGUCCCAGAGUCAGCAAUCCAUUUUAUAGUUUCAACAUUUUUUGAUCAAGUUGUGACACUCUCAACUCACCCAUACGGGUGUCGUGUGAUACAGAGAGUUCUUGAACACUGCAAGGACGAAACUACUCAGAGUCGAGUUAUGGAGGAAAUUCUAGGAUCUGUUAGCAUGUUGGCACAAGACCAAUAUGGAAAUUAUGUUGUUCAGCAUGUAUUGGAGCAUGGAAAAUCUCAUGAGCGUUCUGCAAUUAUUAAGGAAUUGGCUGGUAGAAUAGUACAAAUGAGUCAGCAGAAGUUUGCAUCCAAUGUCGUUGAGAAAUGCUUAACCUUUGGUGGUCCUACAGAACGCCAGCUGUUGGUGAGCGAAAUGCUUGGAACUACAGAUGAAAAUGAGCCCCUACAGGCUAUGAUGAAAGAUCAAUUCGCAAACUAUGUUGUCCAAAAAGUGCUUGAGACUUGUGACGACCAACAGCGUGAACUGAUUCUCUCUCGAAUCAAAGUUCAUCUCAAUGCACUGAAGAAAUAUACUUACGGGAAGCACAUUGUUGCCCGCGUAGAGAAACUUGUUGCGGCUGGAGAAAGGAGAAUUGCAGCUCAGUCUUCUCCACACCCUUCUUUGGUGACUUAGGAAAGAAAAUAUGUACAGCUAACCGAAGCAACCGCCAGAACGAGCGAGCAAGCUUCUUCGACUCUUUCCACUCCCUUUUCCGUUUUAUGAUCUAGAGCAGUAGCUCAACCUCAACCUCAACCUCUCUGUGAAGACAGGUAUGAGCUGAUUGAAAAUAAAACAAGUUUGUUUGUACUUUGGAAGGAAGCCUGUACAUUUGUAGUUUUAAGCUGCUUUAUACGUAGAAAAUCGAUCAAUUUCGCGGCACCGAUGUUGAAUGGCACCCAAUUGCUGCGAACGAGAUAAAGAAAAGGGGCUGCCUGCCUAUACUUUUAGUUUUUUUUUCUCCUUGUAAAUGACUUUAAAAUGUUGAGGUAGUUUUUUUCCCAUCUAUAUGUUUUAGCGUGACUGUACAAAAUGUUGCCCAUGUGAAGAAGAGCUGUUUAUGUUAGAUUAUCGAGGCCAUAGUUUUCUUCUCAUGUAUGCUAAUAUUUUCAUCACUCUUUCCUCUUCAACUCUCUUACUCAAUACUUUUUUCU